This is a messenger RNA of Xenopus laevis (African clawed frog), 3737 nucleotides long. RefSeq names its product RAB11 family interacting protein 1 (class I) S homeolog (gene rab11fip1.S). The transcript has 6 exons. Gene Ontology annotation, cellular component: plasma membrane; recycling endosome membrane. The coding region runs from base 136 to 3321 and encodes 1061 amino acids. The record is from RefSeq and is a predicted model, not a curated record. Gene Ontology annotation, molecular function: small GTPase binding. Lineage: Eukaryota; Metazoa; Chordata; Amphibia; Anura; Pipidae. Gene Ontology annotation, biological process: protein transport; regulated exocytosis; signaling.
GGGAAAGAGCGACAUAGUACGUCUCUUGGGAGCGCCGCCUACUUGUUGAAUAGUUUAUAACUCGUCGGUGCCGCCCCGUUUCCUCAUAAACUGAAGUAAAGUCCGGCAGGUGAGGAGAGCGCACCGCCGACAGAGAUGUCUCUAGCUCAGCAGUCCCAGACUUGGUUCCCCACUCACGUCCAGGUUACCGUGUUACAGGCCAAAGGCUUGAAGCCGAAGGGCAAAGCGGGCACCAACGAUGCGUAUUCCAUCAUCCAGCUGGGCAAAGAGAAAUACUCCACCACCGUGUCGGAGAAGAGCCAGGCUCCCGUGUGGAAGGAGGAGGCCACAUUCGAGGUGCCGCUGUUACACAAUGACAACCAGGAGCGCUGCACCGUGCGCGUUAUCGUCAUGCACCGAGCGCUGGUGGGAAUGGACAAGUUCCUCGGGCAGCUGGAGCUCAACCUGUGGGAGUUGCACCAGAGCAGGAACAGGAGGAAAGUCCAAUGGUACCCACUGAGGUCAAAGCCUGGAAAAAAAGAAAAGGAACGUGGUCAGAUAGAGGUGGAGGUCCAGUUUAUGAGAAACAAUAUGACCGCUAGCAUGUUUGACCUCUCAAUGAAGGAGAAAUCCCGCUCAACUCUAGGAAAAUUGAAAGACAAGAUUAAGGGAAAAAGACAUGAUGGAUUCCCAGACACUGCUUCAGCCAUCAUUCCCAGUGGGAAUCAGUACGACAGUGAUGAGGAAAUACCAGCAGCAGAAAAGAAGAAAUCUAAACUGAAGAACCUGUUUUCAAAGCCAGGACUGAAGAAGAACUCUGUUUCACAGUCCAUGUCUGUCUUGCCAACGUUUCCACCAUCUUCCUCUCCAAAAACAGUACUAAGGCCUGCUGAAUUUUCAUCAGACUUCACUCCACCUACAGGGUCUCCAGCAUCUGAAAGGCGAUUUUCUCAUCUUCCCGUGAUCAUGACACACAAAAGAGCAGUUAGUGCUGAUACCAGCCAGCUAAACCAAGCCGUCUCUGGUAAUAGAAAGGAAGGACUGUCCUUGUUUAGUGGUAUGAAGCCAAAGAACGACCCAAUGACCAGAUCUAAUCUAUGCAUCAAUGGUAAUCACAUAUACAUGGAAGAUUCUGAACCAAGAAGUGAGAGUCCCAAAGACGGCUCCCAAACAAACUCCCCGCAGAUCGUCCGCAAGAAUCCACUCUAUGCAUCUGCUGAAAACUUGUCUUCCAAAGCACCAAAAAUCGGCCUCCCUUCAGAGAAAGAACAAGCAUCUGCUGCCUCAAAGGAUUCUCUCAAAUCCUCAACAGUGUCUGCCUCUCAAAAUUUCAAAUCAGAAGAACCUAAAUCAAAGACCCUUCCAUUGCCUUCAGAUAUGCCAAAAGAGGUAUAUGAGAACAAAAAGCAAGAGAAUAAGAAGUCAUCGCUUCUUUCCUUGGUGACAGGCAAAAAGGAUACUCCCAAAGUCCCUGUGAAUGAGCCUUCUGGUGUGUCCUUGAAAGGGGAUAUGUCAAAUGCCACAGUAGAACAGUCCUCCAAUAAUCUCAGCAAGAAACCCUCAAUAAAUCCUUUUGAAGAUGACAUGGAAGAAGAGAAGAAGCCAGAACCACUUCCCACAUCAGCUAAGACCUCCGCUGUAAAACCCAGACUGGGCGUGUCUUCAGAGGCUGAAACCAAAGCCAAACUUUCUUCUUCAUCUCCCUCUAACUCUUUCUUUGCUGUAUCUUUUUCUGGUGGCCAGGAUGGUGCUCCAACUUCUUUGCCUGAUUCUCCUACUGCUUCCAAUGCUUCAGGUUCUUCCCCAUCUUCUCCUUCAGAACGCUACCUAAGAUUACAAAGUGGCAACAAAAGUGACACACCAGUAGAGUCUUAUACGGACUAUGAAAAACCUUCUGUGCCUUUGUUCUGGAGGUCAGGUGUGUCACCAAGCAAAGAGCCAGAGUCUAGAGAUGUUCGGGUUGUUGAACCAUUUAAUGAAAAAAACAAAGAGAGAAAGACUUAUGUUAAGUCCCUUCUUGACCAGCCAACAUGCAAGUCACCAACUAAUAGUGUGACUGAUGCCGAUGCAAUUGAUAUAGAUUUGGGUAAAGGAGUUUUUCAUUUACAUCAAGAUAACUCCCUCUUUGACAUUCCACAUAUAGAUACUAGUAGUCUUGAAAGUGAAAAAGGUGAUGUGCAGUUGAACAAAACCUUGAAAGAAACUCCAAAACCAGCACCUCGAACACAGUCUGCUCCUAAAAAACAAGAACUAAAUGAAGAAGCUAAACCAACACCACCAAGACCAGCCCCUAGAAGUGCUGCUAGAUUAAGUAAAGCUGCUGAUGUGCCUGCAAAUUCUUCCCAACUGGAAAAGGCACUGGCUACAUUUUCCAACCAGGAGCUAGAACAGGCUUCAAAUGUUGGUUCUUCAAUGAAAAGUAGCCAGGGAAUUACUGAGGUCAAGAUGGCAACUCCUAAGGCAAAUGACUUUAGUUUAAGGCUAGAUGAACUUCCAGUAAUUCCAGAGAAUCCAGAGGGAACCUCAGAUGAUGAGCAGCUUGAAACCAAAGAUGAGCUUUUUUACAGUCAUUCUUCCAACAGAUCAGCAAAUGCUUCAGCUAACAGAGAAACAGAUUUACAUCUCAGUAUGCAGAAAAACAGUGUUUCAAAAACAAAUCCUAAUGAGGUCAACUAUGCUUUGGAGCAUAGAAAUGAGAAAAAUCUUAUGCCUGAAUGGGAGGAUAAGACCAAUGCACCAGAUAUAAAUUCAGGCACAGUUGAAAUUAGCACUGUUGGCUUGAAAAGCCAGAGCAGUGAUAUAGCAAACCAACACACACCUAUUAAUUCUUCUCUUGGCUAUUCUUCUCCCACACCUGCUUCCCUUCCAACUGACAAACUUACCACUCCUAAUGCUGAUUCCCUGAAAAAAACAGCCAUUGAGGGUACUGAUAAAGUCGAUAACUCUGGCAAAAAGAAGCUUCUGCGGGCAUGGGUUUCACCCUCUGAGACACAUCCAAUCCCUACAGUGCAGAGUGGUGGAACAGUGUCUUCCAGAAUAAGGACAAAUCCAGUGAAGCCCAUGAGCGCAACACAAAACAAAACUGUUUCAGGAUUCUCUCAGCCAAUCAAGAGCCAUGAUGUUGCUAUAAAGAAAUACGACCCUUCGGAGCCUGUGGCGGCAUAUUCCCAGCUCACGCACGAUGAGUUAAUUCAGCUGGUUCUGAAGCAGAAAGACAUCAUCUCGAAGAAGGACGUCCAAGUGCGGGAACUGGAGGAUUAUAUUGACAGCCUGCUGGUGCGAAUUAUGGAGGAGACACCCAGCAUCCUACGGGCUGUAAGCAAGAAGGCGGCCAAAUGGUGAAUAUGUGCAAAUGGACACAACUUCUCAUAAUGUAGGUCAGUGAGCAUUGUCCUGUGACAAACCUUGCUCAGUCGAGUUUUUGGAUUUGGGCAGUGAGGAUGACGGAUGCCUUAUUCCAAUGAAAAUGUCUAUUAUUCUGACCAAUUUAUGCUACAAGGCUUGGGCUUUUAAAAUCUGCACUCCAACUCUCACAAGAUACUGAGGCGGUGGAUCUGUAUUAUAUGUUGGAUAUUGGAGAAGCCAAGGGUGAAGGAUCUUUUUACUGAAUUCAUAUAAUAGAGCCUGAUUGUGUUGAAUUGAUGUGAUGCAGUGAAGGCUCUGGAGCCCGUAAAUAAUGUUUGGGACUAAAAAAAUGCCCAGAUGUGCUGCCUGUCGUCCAUGGGCCUCCAGUUACACAGCCCAGGCUAAACAAACUA